AUGGCUGAACCAACACUUGAUGAAUUAAAACAACAACGAGCUUCCACUAAAGGAAGUAUAUCUCGGAUAAAGAAUAUCGUGGAAUCAAAUUCUAACGCCCUAACUUCAACUGAACUUGAAUGUCGCCUAGGAAUUUUGGAGUCGUAUUUUAAACAAAUAUUAGCAUAUCAAACCAAAAUAGAAGUUUUAUUACCAACAGAUACUAGUAGAGGUGAAAUAGAAGAUUUGUACAUCACCGCAAAAACUAAAAUUCUUUCGCUUUUGGGUACUGGUAGACGAAGUAGUGUCGCAGACAUGACAGUUUCUACUGUCCCACAUACAAUUAGUCAUCUUCCAAAACAACGUUUACCAAAGUUUAGUCGAAGAUAUUCAGACUAUAAAAAUUUUAUAAAUUCGUACAACAAUUUGGUAGAAAAUGAUUUAAGUUUGACAAAAAUAGAAAAAUUUAAUUACUUGCUUUCUUGUUUGAGUGAUCAAGCUCUUGGCACAGUUAAGGCUUUUCAAGUCACGGAAGCCAAUUACCCCAAGGCACUUCUUAGUUUGAAAGAGCGCUAUGAUAAUGAUUGCCUCAUUUUCUUAGAAUAUAUCUCACAGCUGAUCGAAUUACCCAAGGUUCAAAAAGCUUCUUCUGUUUCUCUACGGAGCUUGGUAGACAAUAUUUCGGCGUUGAUUAGUUCGCUACUUUCUAUAGGAUCGCAUGAGAAUAUUUGUAACGCAAUAAUAAUUCAUAUUGCGAUGUCGAAGGUUGACACAGAUACACAAUCGAAGUGGGAUGAACAACUGGACUAUAAGAAGUUGCCGGAUUGGAAGGAUUGUGCCAGCAUACUCAAUAAACGGUGCCAAUAUUUGGAAGCAAGAGAUAGCAAGCAGAUUCGUUCGGAACAAUGCGUGAAGACAUUCAACAAACAUUCAUCAACAAAGCCAACAAUAGUAAAUCCUCAUCGCCCACAAACUUCGCUUGCUGCAAACCAACGAUCCUGUAUCUUAUGUCGAGACCUUAACCAUUCAAUUACAAAUUGUAAAAAAUUUCUUGAGCUUUCGGUUAUGGAUAGAUUUUGGAAAACCAAGAAACUAGGCUUGUGUCUGAAUUGUUUAGGGAAGGGUCAUAGUGUCUCUAGAUGUCCGUCGUCUUAUAAGUGCAAGACUUGUAAACAAGCACAUCAUAGCCUUUUGCAUAGGACUCAACCUGCAGACACCAAUUCUGGUAUUGAUACUCCCUCAGAUACAUCUGGUCAAAGCACAUCGGCUGCAACUCAUUCCGCAAUGGAAAAAGAGCAAGUUCCUGAAGCACAAGUUAUUUUAGCAACAGCAUUAGUUCUUAUCAAGGACUCAUCGGAAGGCUUUCAACUCGGUAGGGUUCUACUAGAUUCUGGUUCGCAAGUCAAUUUUAUUAAUGAAAAGUUCGCCAAUUCACUUGGUCUAAGGAAACAUCGUAAGAAUGUUGACAUCGUCGGAAUAGGAGUGACUGAAACAAAAAUAAAAUAUCAAACUCAAUCAACAAUUCGUUCACGAUAUAGCAACUUUGAAAUUUCUCUCGAGUUUUUAGUUGCACCUUCCAUCACUGGGUAUCAGCCUGAAGCAUCUCUCAAUGUAAGCAGUUGGAAUCUACCUUCUAAUUUAGAGCUUGCUGAUGAGAAUUUUAAUCAACCGUCACAAAUCGAUUUAUUGUUAGGGGCUGAAGCUUUCUUCGAUUUAUUAGAAUCAGGUCAGAUAAAACUCGGAGAGGGACUUCCAUCAUUGCAACAAACUGCAUUAGGAUGGAUUGUAUCUGGAAGAUACAAAUCAAAAUAA
Molecule: messenger RNA, 1791 nt
Organism: Episyrphus balteatus (marmalade hoverfly)
Lineage: Eukaryota; Metazoa; Arthropoda; Insecta; Diptera; Syrphidae
Exons: 1
Coding region: 1-1791 (596 amino acids)
Source: RefSeq, a predicted model, not a curated record